This is a messenger RNA of Cloeon dipterum, 2726 nucleotides long. Its product is annotated as major facilitator superfamily domain-containing protein 6-A-like. The record is from RefSeq and is a predicted model, not a curated record. Lineage: Eukaryota; Metazoa; Arthropoda; Insecta; Ephemeroptera; Baetidae. The coding region runs from base 134 to 2479 and encodes 781 amino acids. Gene Ontology annotation, cellular component: membrane. The transcript is spliced from 11 exons.
GAGGCUGCGUGUGUUUUUAUCGCUAUUUGUCUUUGAUACGAGAGCUAUUGGUGAGCGCGCGGCCCGCCGAUUGUGCUCCCAGUCGCCUCUGCGAUCGACCCCGCGAGCAGGCCACACAACAGAGCUACAAAGGAUGGCGGCGGAGGCAAAAGCGAAGGACAAGGAGGGCGAGGCGGCGGCCGACGGCGGAGGCGGCGACGAGGCGGCCAACACGCUUGGAGCCAAAGUGGUGAAGCGGCUGCACAUCAACCCGAACCUGCUCAUGCUCAAAGUCACCCUCUUCCUGCUCUACGGGGCUGUGGCGUCUUUGCUGCCGUACCUGACGAUCCACAUGCAGAGCGUCGGGUUGACCGUGGAGGAAAUCUCGAUCAUCUACCUGGCACUGCCGUUCACCACUUUCCUUAGUCCACCGCUAACAGGCUUUCUGGUGGACAAAUUCGGACAGUACAAGCCGGUGGUGGUGCUGGCAUUCAUCCUCAACGCUGCCUUCCACCACUCGCUGCUGCUGAUCCCGCCAACAGAGACCCCUGGCGAGGUGCCGCCCGCGUACAUCGCCCGCCAUCCGGCCACCGGCAUCAUGGAGGUCUGGUGGAGUCCCUGUCCAAGCAGGGAGUGUCCCGACGAGGAGGAGCUCGAGGUCGUGCUCGAACGCUGCUUCAGCCACUGCGAGCUGCUCAUGUCUGCCUCACACCACUCCCAACCAUUCAACGACAGUUCCGAGUGGACGAACGCGACGGAGGACCCUCUGCUGAUGAUGCUGGCCAUCAACGACACGAUCAACAGCGGCGAGGUGAACAACGACGACUUCCACUUCCUGCUCGACAUGCACCCUGACCUGGCCGACCCUACCGAGAACAUGGGCAUCGAGGUGGAGGCGCAGAGCAACCGUACCCUUGAGAUGUUCCGCGCGCGCUUCAGCGACCGCGUCCUCUGGUCGGCCGGCGUCAACGUCACAGCGCUAGAGGAGGAGGACCUGCGCUGUGGCGGUGUUGCCCUCGCCUCCAACCUGAGCGGACCUGCCAUCAGGCGCAUGGCCACCGUCUGCCCCCUACAGCGAUGCUCCUUCAGGGCUGGGGGACCUGAAAAGUGUCCAUCGCAGUACAAGGAAAGCGACGACAGCACCUUUUACCUGUACUUCGUGCUGCGCUUCCUGGGCAACGCGUGCAUGAACGCCGGCGUGACCAUGAUCGACCCGAUCGCCCUGACCAUGAUCAAGAAGUACGGCGGCGAGUUCGGCCGCGAACGCAUCUUCUCCACCAUCGGCAUGGCCAUCUUCUCGCCCAUCACCGGCUUCCUCAUCGACUACAACAGCCGACAAGUCGGCUACACGGACUACUCAGCGGCGUUCUACGCGCACGACAUCCUGCUGAUGACUGCGGCGGUGUCCAUCAUGGCGAUGCCGAUCGGCGUCAAGGUGCCGAACGACGACCUGCUGCGCGACGUGUGGCGCAUCCUCAAGAUGCCGCACGUCACCAUCUUCAUCUUCUUCCUGUUCCUGCUCGGCAACUACUGGGGCUACAUCGAGUCCUUCCUCUUCCUCUACUUGAAGGAGCUCGGCGCGCCAAACUACCUCCUCGGUCUGACGUUGACGGUGGGCACCUUGAGCAGCAUGCCGUUCCUGUUCGGCGCCGAGCGGAUCACGAAGAAGGUGGGCCACGUCAACAUCAUCGUGAUCGCCUUCUUCUCGCACUCCCUCAGACUCAUCGGCUACUCCCUGAUCGACGAUCCGUGGUGGAGUUUCCCAUUCGAGGCGAUGGAGGCGUCGGCCGUGCACCUGAUGUGGGUGGCGGCGGCGACGUAUUGCACGCUGCUGGCGCCGCACAACCUGCUCGCCUCCAUCAUCGGCAUCCUCGGCAUGGCCCACUUCAGUCUCGGUCGUGGCUUCGGGAGCUUCGUGGGCGGCUUUUUAAUUUCUGAGGUCGGCGCCAGGGAGGCUUUCCAGGCGAUGGGGUACAUGGCGGCUGCAGGAGGGUGCGCUUACGGAAUUCUCCACGCCUUUUGGCUCAGACACCUCGAACUGAAGGACCCCAAUCAGGUUGACGCACCCCUGGACGAGGAGCAGCCAGAAGGGUUAGGAGACGAAGUAGAGCGUCCAGCGUCCGCAGUUUCGACUCCGAGGACACCUCGAACGCCUGAGCGGCUGAGCCUGAUGAUCGGCAUCAACCCUCGCGGCUCGCUGACGGAUUUGAACACGAGUGAAGAACGCGGCAGCCGCAGCCUCUUGCGGCAGGCGUUGGUGCGCACAGGCGAGAGCACGCCGUCGUCGCCGGCCAGGCCUUGGAAGGGCAGCUUCCUGACGCCGCAGAACGCCCGAAAGACGCCGUCGCCGACCGACUCGGCGCAGUCGACGCCGCUGAUGCAGCGGCGCCGCACGCACUCGACCGCGUCCAACGGCAGUUCAAAGCCAUUGUCCCCGCUCGCCAGGCCUACUUCGCCGCUGGCCACCUCCCGUGGCAGCGUCUCCAGCGACACCAAAUAACUAGAGAAAAUCCGGAUACCUGAUGGAAUCUCAAAAUUAUUUGUUAAUUUGGUUAAUUUCUAAAAGGGUACAAAAAAUUGAAAAUGUCCGCAUUCACCGUGUUGUUAUUUUUUCUUUGAUUUUUUAGGAAUUUAAGGUCAAUGAUUGUUUAGCUUAUAGUAAGACGUUAAUUACGGCACAGUCCUGUUUUAGUUGAACAUAUAAAUAAAGACACCAUUCACUCGACUAGCUUCGGUUUUACCUGCAA